GGAUUUAGUUCCACAUAAACCUUACUGCUAAAACGACAAGCCAUUAACCAGGGUCCUAUGUUUAAAUCGAUGGAUACGUUUAAUUGAAAAAUUUCCAGGUCUCAAGUUCGAAUUGUGAACUCGUCCUUCUCUACAGCAAUGGCGUUUAGAAUAACACCAAUGUCGAUAAUAACGACCUCACGCCACUGCCUGACCUUUCACCAUUGUGCUGGUCUCAUCAAACCCCGACUUUUCAGCCCUGAAAUCCCUAAAAGAUUGAACUCAUUUCAGCUGUUUUACACAAAUCAUAAUCCUAACUUGUGCACAAAAGCCUCACACCAAAUAACCCCGCUCGUCGAUACUUACGCAGCGCAAACACAGAGUCAAAACGUGGUGGAGAUUCUGGAAGAACGCGGGCUCAUCGAAACAAUGACCCACCAAGAUCUCAGGUCAGCUUGCUCAAACCCUAAUUCUAAGGCUUUAAAAGUUUACUGUGGUUUUGAUCCAACUGCUGAAAGCUUACAUUUGGGAAACUUGCUUGGCAUAAUUGUCUUGACGUGGUUCCAAAAGUGCGGUCAUGUGCCCGUGGCAUUAGUUGGGGGCGCUACCGCUAGGGUUGGGGACCCCUCUGGUAAAAGCAUUGAGAGGCCCGUAUUGGACGAAGAAACUAUUAGGAGAAAUUCCGAUGGGAUUAGAGUGAUUCUCGAAAGAAUUCUAGGGCAUGAAAAUCAAAAUCUAGUUUCGGGCAAUCGGAGGAGUUUAGUUAUGAACAAUUAUGAUUGGUGGAAGGAGUUUAAGGUGCUAGAUUUUCUCAGAGAUGUAGGGAAGUAUGCUAGAGUGGGUACCAUGAUGGCCAAGGAGAGUGUGAAGAAGAGGUUGAAUUCGGAGGAAGGGAUGAGCUUUACGGAGUUUUCGUAUCAGUUGUUGCAGGGAUAUGAUUUCCUUCACUUGUUUAAAAAUGAGGGAGUUUCGGUUCAGAUUGGAGGAAGUGAUCAGUGGGGGAAUAUUACUGCAGGUACUGAUUUGAUCAGAAAGGUUCUUCAGCAAGAGGGGGCUUAUGGGUUGACGUUUCCUCUUCUUUUGAAGAACGAUGGGACUAAGUUUGGGAAGUCAGAAGAGGGAGCCAUCUGGCUUUCUCCUUCUAUGUUGUCUCCUUAUAAGUUUUACCAGCAUUUUAUUGGGACUGCGGAUGCUGAUGUCAUUGUUUUUUUGAAAAAGCUUACCUUUUUGACCAUGGAGGAGAUUUUAAAUUUAGAAGAGAGUAUGAGGAAGCCUGGGUAUGUUCCCAAUACACUUCAACGGAUGCUUGCCGAGGAAGUGACUCGUUUUGUCCAUGGGGAAGAGGGAUUGCAGGAGGCGCGGAAGGCAACAGAGGCUUUGGCACCUGGUUCGAAGACACGCUUGGAUUGGAGAACAAUUGAAGCCAUUUCCAAUGAUGUUCCCUUAUUGUCGCUGUCAUAUAGUGAGGUGUUAAACUCAUCUCUGGUGGACUUGUCUGUGAAAGGAGGGUUGCUUGAAACGAAAGCAGCUGUGAAGCGUCUUAUAAGACAAGGAGGUUUCUACCUUAAUAAUGAAAGAGUGGAAAGUGAGGGAAAGAUUAUUGAACAAGCUGACAUUGUUGAUGAUAAAAUGUUGCUUCUUUCUGCUGGUAAGAAGAACAAAAUGGUUGUAAAAAUAGCCUAAAUUGAUGUACGCAAUUUGGGAAUCUCAAUUGUUUGAAUGGAUACAUAUUCACACUUUUCUAAUCAACCAAGGUUUAAGGCUCUUUGACAUCC
This is a messenger RNA of Cryptomeria japonica (Japanese cedar), 1754 nucleotides long. Its product is annotated as tyrosine--tRNA ligase, chloroplastic/mitochondrial. Gene Ontology annotation, cellular component: cytosol; mitochondrion; chloroplast stroma. Gene Ontology annotation, biological process: tyrosyl-tRNA aminoacylation. Bases 139 to 1662 code for a protein of 507 amino acids. The record is from RefSeq and is a predicted model, not a curated record. Lineage: Eukaryota; Viridiplantae; Streptophyta; Pinopsida; Cupressales; Cupressaceae. Gene Ontology annotation, molecular function: tyrosine-tRNA ligase activity; RNA binding; ATP binding. The transcript has 2 exons.